AUGGACAGAAUGCUUACAUCCACAUCAGCCGCACUUCCAAUAACUCCUGCUUCUAUUCUUCAAGGCGUAUUGAUAUGCGGUAUUAUUUGGGCAUUGUGGCACAGCCCCGUGCGACGCUUAUUCGUGAAAUCUCCGUUGGACAACAUACCGGGACCUGCAUCUAAGUCUUUCUGGACAGGCAAUCUCUCAAAUUUCGUGGCCCGUGAUGGAUGGGAUUUGCAUGCCGAUAUAUCUCGUAACUAUGGUUCCGUUGUGAACAUGAAGGGCUGGCUCGGGCAACCGGCAUUGUACAUCUCCGAUCCAAAAGCGCUGCAUAGCAUCAUAGUGAGGGAUCAAUACAUCUAUGAAGAAACACCGACAUUUCUCAACCUCAACUAUCUCUUGUUUGGUCUGACAUUGGGCGCCACGCUAGGUGACGCUCAUCGCAACCAGAGAAAAAUGCUGAACCCGGCGUUCUCCGCUGGACAUAUGCGCGACUUGCUCCCGAUGUUUUAUGAGGUGACUGCCAGGUUGCGCACUGCAAUCGCUUCCCGUGUAACGAGCGGAUCUCAAGAGCUGGAUAUGCUGGGCUGGAUGGGACGCACCGCUCUUGAGCUAAUUGGGCAAGGCGGUUUUGGCUACUCCUUUGACCCUCUCGUAGAUGAUGCUUCCGAUGAAUUCGGAGAGGCGCUGAAGUCAGCUUUCUCGCUUGCCUACUCUAUGGGCCUCCUCCGAUAUUUGCUGCCUCUACUUACAAAGUUGGGCCCGCCUGGAUUUCGCAGGCGUCUAGUGGACUUUGUCCCGAACAGGCGCCUGCAGAGGCUGAAGAUAACCGUUGACCUCAUUCACAGAAGGUCGACGGAGAUCUUCAAUGAGAAGAAGGCCGCUCUCCUAAAGGGCGAUGAGGCAGUCUCGCAGAGGCUUGGGAAAGGGAAAGAUAUCAUAAGCAUUCUGAUGACAGCGAAUAUGGAGGCCAAGUCAGACGAGAACCAACUUCCGGAGGAAGAGUUGAUUGCGCAUAUCUCCGGACUCACGGCUGCUGCAGUGGACACGACGUCAAAUACACUCGCUCACAUCCUUCAGCUUCUCGCACAACACCCGGAUGCCCAAGCCAAGCUACGCGAGGAGAUCGUGCAAGCGCGGGGCGAGGAUGAAUUUUCGUACGAUCAGCUAAUGCAACUCCCGUACCUGGAUGCCGUGUGUCGUGAAACAUUGAGAGCAUAUCCACCUGUCACCAUAGUGGAUCGACAAACUAGGAAAGAUAUAGUCCUUCCGCUGUCUGAACCUAUCCGUGGCAUCGACGGCGAGACAAUGAGCGACAUACUGGUUCCUAACGGCACCCACGUCUUCAUCGGCGUGGAAGGCUGCAACCUGAGCAAGACUCUUUGGGGCAAAGAUGCGCUGGAAUGGAAGCCCGAACGGUGGCUAUUGCCGCUCUCUAGUACUGUCAGCGAUGCCCACAUUCCCGGCGUGUAUUCCAAUCUGUUGUCAUUUUUGGGCGGCGGACGAGCAUGCAUAGGCUUCAAGUUCUCCGAGUUAGAGAUGAAGGUCGUUCUGUCCGUUCUUUUACCGACAUUCACUUUUGAGUUGACUGACAAACCGAUCGUGUGGAAUGUGUCGGGAAUUGGCUUUCCUACCGUUGGCAAUGUGAGUACCAAGGCGGAGCUUCCGUUAAAGGUUGGGCUAUUUGCCAAGUAG
This is a messenger RNA of Sparassis crispa, 1677 nucleotides long. Its product is annotated as Docosahexaenoic acid omega-hydroxylase CYP4F3. The transcript has 14 exons. Bases 1 to 1677 code for a protein of 558 amino acids. Lineage: Eukaryota; Fungi; Basidiomycota; Agaricomycetes; Polyporales; Sparassidaceae. The record is from RefSeq and is a predicted model, not a curated record. Gene Ontology annotation, molecular function: oxidoreductase activity, acting on paired donors, with incorporation or reduction of molecular oxygen; heme binding; iron ion binding.